UUUGACCUUCACAUACGAAAUGAAAGUAGCUACAUGUAGGAAUAAACAACGUGUUUUCGAGACGCUUUGCAUAACUGUUCAUGUUUUGCGGUUGCAUCAGUUAACGAGUUAAGAAUGCUUUAUAUUUCGAAUUACAAGUAAGAUGAUUGGAAGUCUUAUUAUCAAGCGUGUUGUGUAUUCGUCAUUUAGAUUUGGAAAUCUUCAAACCACAUCUUUAUGUCGGGGAUACCUGGUAAACAGUGAGCAUUUUGCAAGAAUUUCCACUGGUGUAACAAGAUACGGCAAACGAUGGCCAUUUACUCACAAUUUUCAACCUUUCAAUCAAAUGAGUCAGUCAGUACAAAAUACCACUUCAAGUUCUGCAGUAGCUGAAGAAAGUGAAAAGCUCUCAAUAUUACAGAGAUUUAAGAGGACAUACAAAAGACAUGGGAAAAUCCUGGUUGGGGUCCACAUUGUGACUUCAUUGGUUUGGUAUGGCUCCUUUUACCUGACUCUAUCCAGUGGUUUUGACUUGCCUGGAUUUUUGGAAUCUGUAGAUUGGAGUGAAAGGGUUGUGAAGCCAUUUGGGAACAUUGGUAUUGAAGUCAGUCUAGAAAAGAUUGAGAAAUUUGUGAAUGUCAUGAAAACAUCCGGAAGUUAUGCAGGGGCCUAUCUGAUGUACAAGAUAGCCACUCCUGCCAGAUACACAGUAACAUUAGGGGGAACAAACUUGGUCAUCAGGUAUCUACGAAAAUCUGGAGUAAUGCCUGCAGUAAAGGAUGUGGACAGACUAGGACAUCUAAUGAAGGAGUCCAGAUCAGAAAUUGAAACUCGCAUGAAGAAAAGAAUGGCUCUAGAAAGGGGAAGAUAUGCCAGACUGAAGGCCCUGAGACCUGGCAGUAAAAAAGGAGGACAGUUGUUAAUGAAAGCUCAAGAGUUCUAUCAGAAACGAAAUGGAACAAAGAAUGGGACUGUUCAGAAACAGGAGAAAUGGAUUUCUAAGGCAAAGGAGUUCUACAGGAGUCGUAAAAACCAAAAAAUAAAACCAGGCUAAAUCAAAUACCUUGUACAUUUAGUUUUCCAGUUAUAGUAAUUGCAAAUACAAGUGCAAUAUGCAAACAAACCCAUGUUUUACGUCAGACAUAUUGCAUUUGCAUGAACAUGUCAUGUCAUGCCUGAACAUAACAUAAAAUGUAAUCUAUGUAGUAUAUAAGGAAGGAAGAAUAAUGUGACAUUUGAUGCCUGACUUUUUAGCUAGUUAUGCUUGCAAUAAUUUAACUAGGUGAGUGAGUUCAUUCAAGUGAUUUUGAUUGUUAGAUAGAAUCAGUGUAUGGUUUACCUAUAUGUUACAGUGUAUGUAUAUUACAUACAGAGCCAUGUUCAGCAGGAUUCUUGAAAGGGGGAGGGGUAGGGGGAGCAACAACUUGCCAUGUAUUGUUUGUUUGUUUUACAUCUUUUAUCCUAUCUUUGAUUUGUGCCACACCUGUAUAUUCAUUAUAUGCAUAUUUAUGAUACUGGAAACACCAUACAGGGAAAAUUUACUUUUUUAUUUAUAUUUGUUCAUGAUUGUUCUUGAAUUUUCAAUUUGUUUAUGCUUUGCAUUCAUUUGUUGAUUGUGCAUUUGAAGUUAUUUCUUAAUGGAAACACUUGUAUAUAUAUGUAUUUCUACAUUGUAUGUAUAUAUGUACAUUUAUAUACUACUUUAUUGAAGUAGGCUUUUAGUUUAUAUAUCAUCUAUCUUCAACAAUCAACAUAAAAUGAAAUGAUUAUUGCUUCUAAAGCACGAGUUGGAUAAUUGAUAUCAAUAAAAGUACAAAUUUUUGAUUGUUAAACUGUUCAACAGUUGAAUGUAAUUUAACAUUUGUAUGGCAUUAUAAUAAACGCAAUUAUAAGAACACA
Magallana angulata is the source of this 1878-nucleotide messenger RNA. Its product is annotated as protein FAM210A-like. Lineage: Eukaryota; Metazoa; Mollusca; Bivalvia; Ostreida; Ostreidae. The transcript has 3 exons. The record is from RefSeq and is a predicted model, not a curated record. Gene Ontology annotation, cellular component: mitochondrion. The coding region runs from base 143 to 1033 and encodes 296 amino acids.